Messenger RNA from Penicillium cinerascens, 615 nucleotides. RefSeq names its product D-aminoacyl-tRNA deacylase. The transcript has 5 exons. The record is from RefSeq and is a predicted model, not a curated record. Lineage: Eukaryota; Fungi; Ascomycota; Eurotiomycetes; Eurotiales; Aspergillaceae. Gene Ontology annotation, cellular component: cytoplasm. Bases 1 to 615 code for a protein of 204 amino acids. Gene Ontology annotation, biological process: tRNA metabolic process. Gene Ontology annotation, molecular function: D-tyrosyl-tRNA(Tyr) deacylase activity.
AUGAAGGUCGUCAUCCAACGAGUCAAGUCGGCCUCCGUCAGUGUCGACUCGGAGUUGAUCUCAUCAAUUGGCAAGGGCCUACUGGUGUUUGCAGGUGUCGGCCAAGAGGAUAGUGAAAAGGAAGCGGACCAAGUGGUGAACAAGGUGCUCAAGGCCAAGUUCUGGCCCGAUGAGGAUGGUGGACAGUGGAAGAAGAAUGUCCAAGAUAUCGAGGGCGAGGUUCUUUGCGUCUCCCAAUUCACUCUCUACGGCAAGAUGAAAGGCAAUAAGCCCGACUUCCACGACGCGGCCGAUCCCCAAACUGCGCGCAAGGUCUACGACUAUUUCUACAAUAAAAUGAGCAGUUCCUACGUCCCUGAUAAGGUCAAGAAUGGCGUCUUCCAAGCAAUGAUGGAGGUAGAAUUGAAGAACGACGGGCCGGUGGGUGUCGAUUACCGCAAUGAAGAUGCGGCGGUCACGAUCGAGAUCAAUACCAAGCUUCCGAAGAAGGAACCCAAAGAGCCCAAAGGCUCCGAUAAGGCCAAUGGGAAGGACAAUGACAAGGAUAAAGACAAUGAUGGACGACAGACUACACAGUCGGUUGAGUUCACGAUUCCAGCGGAAUUGCUGGCGUGA